AAUAUUCAGAUUUUAGCACUCCGAGGCGACAAAGGGCAGGGACGAAAUUCCAUUUGAGAUCGCAGUGAGAGAGUAGAAAAGUGAUAAAUGGCGGUGCUCGAGCUUCUAUGAAUUCGAAUCAUUUGAGAGGGGAGAACAUAACGGGGAAAGAGAGAAAGGAAGAGGAAGUUUUCUGUGCGAAAUUCGUAGGGCGAGAGGAAGUUAGGGUUAGGGAUUGAGAGAAGAUGACGGAGGUUAUAUUACAUAUCUACGAUGUGACGAAUAGCGGGUCGGAGAAGACGGACAGCACAAUUAUGCAGAUCAACAAGAUCUUCAAGGACGGUAUUGGACUCGGCGGCAUCUUCCAUAGCGCUGUUCAGGUAUAUGGAGAUGAUGAAUGGUCUUUCGGGUUCUGCGAACAAGGAACUGGAGUUUUUAGUUGCCCUUCUGGAAAGAAUCCAAUGUAUACAUAUCGAGAGAAAAUUGUACUUGGAAAAACAAGUUUCUCAAUCUUCAAGGUAAAUCAGAUUUUGAGAGAGCUUAGUAGAGAGUGGCCUGGAAGCUCAUACGACUUGUUAUCUAAAAACUGCAAUCACUUCUGUGACGAGUUCUGUGAAAAGCUUGGUGUGCCAAAGCUUCCAGGCUGGGUUAAUCGUUUUGCCAAUGCGGGUGAUGCUGCUGCUGAGAUAGCUGGAAAUACAGCUAUACGGAUGAGACAAGCCAAGGCAGAGAUUGUAUCUGCUAGCAAAGUGGCCUAUCGCUUCCUUGUGGGUGUUACUUCAAACUCUGGGGUUACACCUGAUUCCCCUGGCAACUCAAACAGAGGAACUCCUAGAGUUCAAGCAAGCUGGUUUAAAAAUAUCAUCACUACUGGUGCUAAACCUUCGAGUGGCUCAGAAAUUGACAAUAAGGAUGCAAAUGUGCUUCAGCAGCAACAGCGACAUGAGUCCGAACAACCAUUACGACAGAAAUCGUGGCAUGAUAUAUGAGGAAGCACGUUUUUUCUGCGUACCAGUUGAACCCAAAUCAAGGAGUUGUUCAUUUAUUAAAUGUAAAAAAAUUCAAUUUUUCAUUUCAAUGUAUGCCAAUUCUUUUCCACCUUAUCUGUGUACUCUGUAGGACCAUUUACCUUUUGAAGUAUUAUGAUUUUUCAUUUGGUUUGA
Molecule: messenger RNA, 1142 nt
Organism: Tripterygium wilfordii
Lineage: Eukaryota; Viridiplantae; Streptophyta; Magnoliopsida; Celastrales; Celastraceae
Product: deSI-like protein At4g17486
Exons: 4
Coding region: 225-968 (247 amino acids)
Biological process (GO): protein deubiquitination
Molecular function (GO): deubiquitinase activity
Source: RefSeq, a predicted model, not a curated record